Messenger RNA from Monomorium pharaonis (pharaoh ant), 1327 nucleotides. RefSeq lists its product as uncharacterized. NCBI's taxonomy places the organism in Eukaryota, Metazoa, Arthropoda, Insecta, Hymenoptera, Formicidae. The record is from RefSeq and is a predicted model, not a curated record. Bases 475 to 1158 code for a protein of 227 amino acids. The transcript has a single exon.
AUAACAUAAAAUUAUGCUUUAAAUAAAAUUUUGGUAAAGAAAAAAUUGUCUUGGAAUUAUGUUAGAAACACGUGUUCCUUAAAAUCACUGUAAUAACCAAAAGUUUUUUCCGAAUCGCCGGCCUUCGGACGCUGCAACCAGCUAAUGCGCUCGCUCUCUCUCUCUCUCUCUCUCUCUCUCUCUCUCUCUCUCUCUCUCUCUGCGGGUCUGGAUUGGAGUAGACGUGUCGAACAUCGCUCCGUCUCUAUAGUGUGUUUUGAGAAGAAAAGAGAGCAGUAGAAAAGUAUAAAAUUAGUGUGGUGAUAGUUUUAUAGACCAGUGACAACAGGAAUCGUUAUCUAGCCGGGAAAAGCAGAUCUGUGAAUAGCUGAAUUAUAUUUCUAUAAUCAUGUGUAUCAACGACGUUGUGACAAGCAAGCACUAACGUGGAUGGAAUCUGCUGACGUGUAGCGAAUCGACAGCGGCGGAACACAAAUGUCGACGAUAGAAGAGGACAUCGAAUAUCGAUGUUCGGCAUGCAAGAAGGCUAUUAAAACUGAAGUAGUACAAUGCAAAUCAUGCGUUAAACUGUUUUACCAUCCAGGCUGUGUUAGUAAACACAAAAUUUAUGAUAGAAAUAAUGAACUAGUACCGUGCCAGGGCCCCUUUGCAAAAUUUGGGAUAGAGAAUGAAAUUGGAGAAGUAAAGAAAACGGCAAGUAGCAACAGAGAUAGGCUCGGAUCGGCAGGAGCAUCUGGAAGACCAAGCACAAGCACGAGUGGAUCGGCAAAUAUGGACCUAAAAAUUGAUUGGCUCAUGAGAACAAUAAAAGAAAUAAAAGACGAGACUAUAUGUAAGAAAGAAAUUAAAGUGAUGAUAAAGGAAAUUAUCCAGCAUGAGUUAAAGAAUAUCAAAGAAGAGCUAGAAGAAGUAAAAAGGAUGCUGUCCACUGGACCUAGUAAUUCGUCAAGAGGAGCACAAAAGAGUUAUAGUGAGAUAGUUAAAGAAAAGAAGAAAGAAAAUGUUAUAAUUGUUAAACCUAAGGUUCAGCAAGAAAAUGUUGAUACGGCCAUGUUAAUAAAAAAGAAAGUAGAUAUAAAGAAUAUGGAAAUGGGAGUAACGAAAAUAAGGAGAGGAAACAAUGGUACAGUCAUCUUGGGAUGUGAGAAUGGAGAAUAAAUGGCAAAAUUAAAAACUACAGUGCAAAACAAGCUGGGUGAUGACUUUAAAGUUACUGAGUCACUACAGAUAAAGCCGAAAGUAAAAAUUGUUUAUAUUGACGAAGAAGAAUGGAACUUGAGUGAUAAAGAAUUAAUUGAUUCAAUUAAAAAGCAAAAUAAACUUGGAA